GCUGGAAGUUAAUUUAGCUGAUUUUAGCCUCGAGGGUUGUGGUAAAAUACCUUUCUCCUGAAUGUUCAAGCGGUUAUAGAAAGUUGUUGUGCACUAUGGGGGAGCAACCAAUCUUCACUUGUAACGCUCAUGUGUUCCACAUAGACCCGAAAACAAAGCGCACAUGGAUAACGGCAAGCUCGAAGGCCAUUGCGGUGAGUUUUUUCUACGACUCGUCCAGAAACUUGUACCGAAUCAUCAGCGUCGAAGGAAGCAAGGCUGUAAUCAACUCCACCAUUACACCGAAUAUGACAUUUACUCAAACAUCACAAAAAUUCGGCCAAUGGAGUGAUGUUCGUGCCAAUACCGUCUAUGGGCUCGGUUUUGCUUCCGAAGCAGAACUUGGCAAGUUCAUAGUGAAAUUCCAAGAGGUCAAGGAAGCCACGAAAGAUGCCCUUAACAAAGCUUCCGCCAAUGGCAACUCGGCUGUGGCCUCGGCGAAUGCCUCGCCCAUCACCGCUCGCGCUUCGGCCAACAGUGGCGAUAUUUUUGAUUCGGGCAAUCUAGAACCACCGCUAGCCCCAGCUAAUACCAUCAAUACGACGACUUGCAAAACCGAUAGCCCUUCGCAUAACAUAAGUGAAACCAAUGCUAACAAUCUGACUAGUGAACUCAAGCAACUGUCAAUUAACAAUUCGUCGUCCAGCGAUGGCACGGUAACAUCGACCACAGAACAGCAGUUGAAGUACGAGAAUGAAAGAUUGAAAUUAGCCCUCGCGCAAAGCUCUGCCAACGCCAAGAAAUGGGAAAUCGAGUUGGCCACUCUAAAAAGCAACAAUCUGAGGCUGACGAGCGCCUUGCAGGAGUCAACGGCCAAUGUGGACGAAUGGAAACGACAGUUGCACUCUUACAAAGAGGAAAAUCAGCGAUUAAAACUGCGUUACCAAGAUAUAGAGGCCGCGGCGAAAGGUGCAGGAACGGCAGCACCGGCCGCAUCGGGCGGUAUUGUCUCAACCGAGCAGACAGAGGAGCUACGGCGGGAGAUUGUUUCCCUCAAGUCCCGCAUCGAGGGUCUGGAAGGCGAUCUCAUGAACCAAGAGGUCGAACUGAAGGCGGCCAAUAAAACGCUCAAAGAAAAGCAGAACGAUCCGAUGCUGAAGCAGAUGACCAAUUUGUGCGGCCAGUUUCAUGCGCAAAUUAGCGAACUCAGUGGCAUUCACAAGGAGAUGGAGAAGCUGAUCCAAGCGCAGCACAAAUCUACUUGAGACACGAGUACGACAAAAGCAACGACC
Anopheles cruzii is the source of this 1271-nucleotide messenger RNA. RefSeq names its product homer protein homolog 2 (gene homer). The record is from RefSeq and is a predicted model, not a curated record. NCBI's taxonomy places the organism in Eukaryota, Metazoa, Arthropoda, Insecta, Diptera, Culicidae. Gene Ontology annotation, cellular component: dendrite; plasma membrane; cytoplasm. Bases 96 to 1244 code for a protein of 382 amino acids. The transcript is spliced from 8 exons. Gene Ontology annotation, molecular function: G protein-coupled glutamate receptor binding. Gene Ontology annotation, biological process: regulation of store-operated calcium entry; G protein-coupled glutamate receptor signaling pathway.